AUGCUGAAGGACUUGACUGUGAAGCUGCCUCUGUCUGAUGCUGUUCAGAUGAUUCCUGCUCUGAAGAAGUACAUGAAGGAGCUGAUAUCUGGGAAAGUAGCUGAGGAUGAGAACGUCAUGCUAGUGUCAGAGGAGUGCAGCGCUGUGCUGCAGAACAAGGUGAUCAAGAAGAGGAGCGAUCCAGGAAGAUUUGUCUUAUCGACCAAGUUCCCAGUCGGUAUACUUGAGGAUCUACAUGUGCAGAUAGGGAACACACUCAUUCCAGCAGAUUUUGUAGUCCUCGAGCUCGACGAAGAGCCUAAGGAUCCGCUCAUCCUAGGGCGAAACUUCCUAUGCACAGCUGGUGCAAUCAUUGACGUGAAGGGAGGAAUCAUUGAUCUCCAUCUGGGAGAUAUCGUCAUGAGGUUCGAGAUGAACAAACUCCUCAAGAAGCCAAUGUUAGAUGGGCAAACUUAUGUGAUUGAAGAUGGCUCAAACUUGGUGGACGAAGUGAGAAGCCGAUGGCUUCGGGAAGAUGAUGGAUGCGAGCGGCAAGAUGGAGAGACUGGUGGCGUUCAUGAGCUUGGAGGAGGAGGAUCGAUCGAAGCCGUGCCAGAUCGAUCGAAUGCACCUCAGGAGAGUCCCGUCAACAGCCCUUGGAGCGAGUCGAGCGCACCUAAGCUCGAGCUGAAAACACUCCCUGCGGGGCUCAGGUAUGCAUUUCUGGGACCUAACUCUACAUACCCUGUGAUAGUGAAUGCUGAGCUGAACAAUGUUGAACUUGCUUUGCUUCUCUGUGAGCUUAGGAAGUAUAGAAAAGCUAUAGGGUAUUCGCUAGAUGACAUCCCUGGAAUUUCUCCUGAUCUUUGCAUGCAUAGAAUACAUCUAGAAGAUGAAUCGAUGACUUCUGUAGAACAUCAGAGGAGGUUAAACCCGAAUCUAAAAGAUGUUGUCAAGAAAGAGAUAAUGAAACUUCUAGAUGCUGGUGUAAUUUAUGCUAUAUCUGAUAGUAAGUGGGUCAGUCCUGUGCAUGUAGUUCCUAAGAAAGGUGGUAUAACUGUUGUUAAGAAUGAUAGGAACGAGCUGAUACCCACUAGAACUGUCACUGGUCAUCGCAUGUGCAUUGAUUACCGCAAACUGAAUGCUGCAACUCGCAAAGAUCAUUUUCCUCUCCCAUUUAUUGAUCAAAUGCUUGAGAGAUUGGCUAACCAUCCAUACUACUGCUUUUUAGAUGGUUACUCAGGUUUCUUUCAGAUCCCCAUCCACCCAGACGACCAGGAGAAGACGACAUUCACAUGUCCAUAUGGCACUUAUGCUUAUCGCAGAAUGCCGUUUGGACUGUGCAAUGCACCGGCCACGUUCCAGCGCUGCAUGAUGGUAUUGCAGCGGUGUGAGGAGAGACAUCUUGUGCUGAACUGGGAGAAAUGCCACUUCAUGGUGAGAGAUGGGAUCGUGCUGGGACAUAGGAUUUCAGAGAAGGGAAUCGAGGUCGACAGAGCGAAGAUCGAGGUGAUGAUGAGUCUACAGCCGCCUAAUUCUGUCAAGGGAAUCCGCAGCUUUCUGGGGCAUGCAGGGUUCUACAGGCGAUUCAUCAAGGACUUCUCCAAGAUCACCAGACCUUUGACGAUGCUGUUGUGUAAGGAGGUCAAGUUCGACUUUGACAGUACAUGUUUGGAGGCCUUUCACACGAUCAAGGGAGCUCUGGUGAGUGCUCCAAUUGUCCAACCUCCUGACUGGAACCUUCCGUUCGAGGUGAUGACAGAUGCUAGUGACUAUGCUGUCGGAGCGGUUCUGGGCCAGAGAAAGGAGAAGAAGCUGCACGUGAUCUACUACGCCAGUCGCACACUUGAUGAAGCUCAGUGCAAGUACGCUACGACUGAGAAGGAACUAUUGGCGGUGGUGUUUGCAUUUGAGAAGUUUCGGUCCUAUCUUGUUGGAUCGAAGGUGAUUGUCCAUACUGAUCACGCUGCCUUGAAGUACUUGCUGACGAAGAAGGAUGCGAAGCCGAGACUCUUGAGAUGGAUUCUUUUGCUUCAGGAGUUCGAUCUGGAGAUCAAGGAUAAGAAAGGGAUUGACAAUGGUGUAGCUGAUCACCUGUCAAGGAUGAAGAUCGAUGAUGACGUCCCUCUAGACGACAGUUACCUGAUGAGCACGUCUACGCUGUUGAGGUGA
Microthlaspi erraticum is the source of this 2151-nucleotide messenger RNA. NCBI's taxonomy places the organism in Eukaryota, Viridiplantae, Streptophyta, Magnoliopsida, Brassicales, Brassicaceae. The record is from the annotation of a GenBank genome assembly.